This is a messenger RNA of Cetraspora pellucida, 1032 nucleotides long. The record is from the annotation of a GenBank genome assembly. NCBI's taxonomy places the organism in Eukaryota, Fungi, Glomeromycota, Glomeromycetes, Diversisporales, Gigasporaceae.
AUGCUACGUACUAAUGCGACCUCAGCAUGUAUAACUUGUAAAGAGAGGCAUGAAAGAUGUUUAAGACCUUCCGAGGGACAAAUUUGCACAAAUUGUAAAAAAUACAACCGUAACUGUAUUCCCGUUCCAGGACGCAAACGUGGACCAAAGCCACGCAGAUUUAGACCUAGGCCGGCCAAUUUCCAACCUUUUCCCAGUAUCAACCCUUAUAGAACUACUGAAACAUUUCAAAAUCCAUACGUUAAUCAAUCCCUCCCCUCAUAUUACUCUUUCGUUCACGACGAAUCAAUGCCAUACCACGAACGAAAUAACACAUUACCUCCUAACACUUUUUCUACCAGCUAUUCCACCGAUUUCUUUUUCAGAGCUCCUCUCAAUGUUAAUCCUUAUGAGAUUACCCAAACAUUUCAAAAUGCAUUCAUUAACGACCAAAAUUCUUUUCCUAGUUAUUUAAACGAUUCCUUCGAAAUUUCACUCCCUUAUAAUAAUGUUAUUAAUACACCUCUCAACAUUAACCCUUUUGAGAUUACUGAUACAUUCCGAAAUACUUCCAUCAAUCAAUCCCCCUCAUUAUCGUCGUCCUCCUUCUCUUUUAUUCACGAUGAAGAACCAAAUAAUGAACCAAAUAUCACAUUAUCCUCUUUUAUUCACGAUGGACAAGAGUCAAAUAAUGAACCAGAUAUCACAUUAUCCUCUUUUAUUCACGAUGAACAAGAACCAAAUAACGAACGAAAUAGCACGUUACCCCCUUUUAUUCAUGAUGAACAAGAGCCAAAUAACGAACCAAACAUCACAUUAUCCUCUCUUAUUCAUGAUAACCAAGAGCCAAAUAACGAACCAAAUAUCACAUCACCCUCUAAUUCUUUCUCUACUGGCUGUUCAAACGAUUCCCUCUUUUUUGAAACUCAACAUUUUCAUAAUGAUACUAUCAAUACUACUCUCGACAUUAACCCUUAUACGUUCAUUUAUCAAUCACCCUCAUUAUCAUCACCCCUUUUCAUUCACGAUGAACCAGAACCAAAUAACGAAUAA